Selaginella moellendorffii is the source of this 1734-nucleotide messenger RNA. Its product is annotated as ATPase family AAA domain-containing protein FIGL1. Bases 1 to 1698 code for a protein of 565 amino acids. Gene Ontology annotation, molecular function: ATP hydrolysis activity; ATP binding. The transcript has 13 exons. The record is from RefSeq and is a predicted model, not a curated record. NCBI's taxonomy places the organism in Eukaryota, Viridiplantae, Streptophyta, Lycopodiopsida, Selaginellales, Selaginellaceae.
AUGGCGGGCGAGGAGGGGGAAAUAAGAGAAUCGUGGAAGCAGGCGCUGGAUCGCAAGCUCGGGCGGCUGCAUUCUUUGCUGUUUGGGGUGGAGGCCGCGAUCAAGGCGGAGGAAUGGGAGAAGGCGCUGGGUCUGGGGCUUUGUCUGCUGGGAUUUCUCGAGAGCGAGACGAGGACGAGAGAGGAUGCGGUGUACACUGCUCCAAUAAAGAGGCAUGUCCAGGAUCUGAUCGAUGCGGCCAGGGACAAAUUCUACCAAGGUUUUGAGAGAAAUGCGCUCGCACAGGCAGCUCGAUCUAGCGGCGCAGUUUUUGGGGGAGGCCAGCACCGUGUAGACGUCGCAGGGAUUAGAAGCUCUCCACUUUACAAACCAUUUUGUGGUGACAGCAUCGAACCAAUGGAUAUUGAUCGCAUAGACGUCAGCCCGGGAGAGAGCAAGAAGCGCGGAAGAGUCGUGUGUGAGCCGCCAAAGGAAGAUAUGAUAAGGAACAAGUCUGUCGUUGUAGAGAAGCAAAAUCCUGUGGAGAGUUCAGGAGGAUUUGUCACAGCAAAGCAAAAAUGGGCACUUGACUCCAAGAAAACUGGAUCAGCAUCGUGUCCAGCACCUACAGGGACCAACACCACCGCUAAGACUCUGGGCCGCCGGAAUGUUCGAAGUUCUUUUACACCACCUCUUCGCUCCAAUGGGGGAGGAACAACCACGCAGAAUUCGGAUGCUGCCAUCUCCGAGUCGACCACCAAAUGCUUGGAACUUCUCUCUGGUCCUGAUGGCGAGCUGCCUGACAAAUUGCGCAAUCUGGAACCUCGCCUGCUUGAGCACAUAAGCAACGAAAUAAUGGAAAGGGAUUCAAACGUUCGCUGGGAUGACAUAGCUGGACUGGAUCAUGCUAAAAAGAGUGUCACAGAAAUGGUGAUUUGGCCUCUUUUACGCCCGGACAUUUUCCAUGGCUGCCGCUCGCCAGGAAAAGGACUCCUCCUUUUUGGCCCCCCUGGAACAGGCAAGACAAUGAUAGGAAAAGCGAUCGCUGGCGAAUCAAAAGCUACAUUCUUUUCAAUAUCAGCAAGCUCGCUAACUAGCAAAUGGAUUGGUGAAGGCGAGAAGCUUGUCCGGGCUUUGUUUGGUGUAGCCAGUUGUCGCACACCAGCGGUGAUAUUCAUCGACGAAGUGGACUCGCUCCUAUCUCAGAGGAAAUCAGAGGGAGAGCAUGAAUCAAGCCGAAGGAUAAAGACGCAGUUUCUCAUCGAGAUGGAAGGUAUUGGAAGUGGUAACGAGCAGCUUCUUCUUAUAGGUGCUACAAACAGGCCUCAAGAGCUUGAUGAAGCAGCUCGCCGUCGUUUCUCGAAGAGGCUAUACAUACCACUUCCUUCUGCUGAGGCUCGAGGAUGGAUUGUUCGUAACCUCUUGCAAAAGGAUGGUCUGUUUUGUAUGUCCAGCAGCGACAUGGACGAAAUAUGCUCAAUGACGGAGGGCUAUUCCGGUUCUGACAUGAACAACCUCGUCAAAGAAGCAUCCAUGUAUCCUCUCCGCGAGGCGCUCAAAGCGGGGAAAGACAUUGGCAAGAUUAGCACCGAAGAAAUGCGAGCUAUUGGGCUACAGGACUUCAGGGCCGCUCUUCAAGAAGUAAAGCCUUCAGUCUCGAAAUGCGAGCUGGGUGCCUACGAGGAUUGGAACUCUCAGUUUGGAAGCCUGUGCUUGUGACGAACAAGGAGCGAGCGAGGAGCGGCAUCACUAGAA